GUUUUAUGUAACCCAAGUCGAGAAAAUCGAAUUUGAGUUUGGAUUCCAUCGAGAUAAGAGUGAUUGAACAGAGUUUUUUUUGUCAGGUCUAGAGGUGAAAAAAAUGGCAACUUCGCGUUUACAGUUGGAAGGAGAUGACUCUGUUCAUCUACACAUUACUCAUGCCAACCUUAAAAGCUUCUCUGCGGAUGUUCGUUUCUCUCCACAAAUGAGUGUAGAAGCUGUGAAAGAAAAGCUAUGGAAGAAAUGUGGUACAUCUGUUAAUUCCAUGGCUUUAGAGCUCUAUGAUGACUCUGGCUCAAAGGUUGCAGUUCUCAGUGAUAAUUCAAGACCUCUCGGUUUCUUCUCCCCUUUUGAUGGGUUUCGGUUACACAUCAUAGAUCUUGACCCCUCCUCGGUCACAACUGGAGGCUGGCUUGAAGAUACAUCACUGGUUGAGAAGUAUAACAUCUCAGAAGAGGAUUAUGCUAAACGAACUGACAGUUUUAGGAAAUUCAAAGAAAAAAGAGCGUCUCAAAUUCCGGCUGCUGCUGAGGCUAAGACGAAGGAGAACUAUAUGGAAGAUCUCUGUGCAAAUAUCAAGGUGGGAGAUAGAUGCCAAGUUGAGCCUGGGGAGAAAAGAGGAAUGGUCAAAUAUGUUGGACGAGCAGAGUCGUUGGGUCCUGGCUAUUGGGUUGGAAUUCAGUAUGAUGAACCCCUUGGAAAACAUGAUGGCAUGGUGAAAGGAACAAGAUUCUUUGAAUGCCCUCCCCUCCAAGGUGGUAUGGUCAGGCCUGACAAAGUAAAGGUUGGUGAUUACCCGGAGAGAGACCCUUUCGAGGAAGAUGAAAUAUAAGAUUUUCACGGAAGCAUCAAACCAGUAAGGAGCGGAAGGAGUUUAAAAGAUUUGCUUUUGUGUUCAACAUCCACUCUUUUAUCUUAUUACAUUUUGCCUCUAGUUUUGGAUUUACAAGAGUUGGUGAAAACACAAUGCAGCACAAAGUAUUAAUUUUAAUGAAGAAUAACUAGUAAC
This is a messenger RNA of Arabidopsis arenosa, 1012 nucleotides long. Lineage: Eukaryota; Viridiplantae; Streptophyta; Magnoliopsida; Brassicales; Brassicaceae. The record is from the annotation of a GenBank genome assembly.